UGAAAGCUUGAAAACCACAUAAAACAUAAAACGAAGAAACGUUGUUUACUCUGAAUCUCUGAAAAUCACACUGUGAGAGAGAUAAAGAGAAAGAGAAUUGAGGGAAAAGAAGCAAAAAAAUGAAGCUGAAAGUAUACGCUGACCGGAUGUCACAGCCAUCUCGUGCAGUUAUUAUCUUCUGCAAGGUUAAUGGAAUAGACUUCGAGGAAAUCAGAGUGGACCUGUCCAAACGCCAGCAACUGUCUCCUGAGUUCAAAGAAAUAAACCCUAUGCGGAGAGUUCCAGCUAUAGUUGAUGGAAGAUUUAAGCUGUUUGAGAGUCAUGCAAUUCUUAUCUAUCUUGCUUGUUCAUUUCCUGGAGUUGCAGAUCAUUGGUAUCCAGCUGAUGUUUCUAGGAAAGCUAAAAUUCAUUCAGUGUUGGAUUGGCAUCACUCUAAUCUACGCCAGGGUGCAGCCGGAUUGAUUCUCAAUAGCGUACUAGCACCUGUAUUUGGCCUUCCCCUGAACUCACAAGCAGCUGCCAUAAGUGAGAAACUUUUAUCCUUGUCCCUGUCAAAAAUAGAGUCCAUCUGGCUAAAGGGGAAUGGGCGCUUCCUGCUGGGUGGCUUUCUACCAUCCAUAGCUGAUCUCAGCCUGGUUUGUGAGAUCCUGCAACUAGAGCUUUUGGAUGAGAAGGAUCGCAGUCGUAUACUAGGCCCUCACAAGAAAGUUCAGCAGUGGAUCGAGGAUACAAGAAAUGCAACAAGACCUCAUUUUGAUGAAGUACAUAAUGUCCUCUACAAAGCCAAAACGAAAUUCCAAGUGCAGCGGUCAGUGGCGGCAAACAGCGAAAGGGAGUCUAGCAUAAAAAAAGUGUUGCCUUCAAAGAUGUGAAAAACAUGCUUCUGUUUCAUCGGGCAUUGUAAAUGUCACUGUUUACAAUGUUGAGCUUUGUUGCUAGAUUGUGUAAUAAAACUCUUCAGAUUUGUCAUGUGGUGGGUAGGUUUCGAAUGAAAUAAAUGUGAGAUUGAUUCUA
Messenger RNA from Alnus glutinosa, 1014 nucleotides. Its product is annotated as glutathione S-transferase T1. The record is from RefSeq and is a predicted model, not a curated record. The transcript is spliced from 7 exons. Lineage: Eukaryota; Viridiplantae; Streptophyta; Magnoliopsida; Fagales; Betulaceae. Bases 120 to 872 code for a protein of 250 amino acids.